AUGUUCUGUCUGUGGAUCCAGAUUUUUCUGGACCUCUGUCAAAUUCUCAACCAAAGAUGUUCCCCUCAUACCACCGGGAACCGAGCUACUUCGAGAUCCCCACCAAGGACUUCCAGCAUCCCCGAACCUCAGGGGUGGAGCUCCAUGAAAUCCCCACCAAGGACACAGAUAUACCCCCAGCCCCUCCCUCCCCUCCCUCCCAGACCCCGCCAGUUGUUCAGAGCCACGCUUCCUUCACCAUUGAAUUCGACGACUGCAGGCCAGGAAAAAUCAAAAUCAAAGACCAUGUCACUAAGUUCUCCACCCGCCAGAGGAAGCAGCAGGCUCCGCCCUCCAAGACGACCAUCACAGCCACACCUGCCGAGGUGAUGUCAGCAGAGAGCAAGGUGGCUGAUUGGCUGGUCCACAGUGAUGUCAGCAUGAUGAGGAGACGUCCAACAUGUGAAGACGUUUUCAGCACAAAGAGCGACCUCGCCAUGAACAUCAAGACCCUCAGAGGUCACCAUCAUGAGGAUGGAACCCAGAGCGACUCAGAAGACCCAGUUCUCAAAGGAAGGAGUAAAUCCCACCACUCUGUCCAAUCAGAGCAGUCUGAGGUAUUGCAGCACGCUGUCCAAUCAAGUCAGUCUAUCUACUGUCAACCGCCUACUCCUACACAGAAGCUCCACCAGCCACUGCAGUACUCUCCGACCAGUACGGCCCCAGCCUCACCUGUGGCCCCAGAGCGGCCCCUGUCCCAGAGCCCUACUCAAGGUCCAUCCCCCACCACCGAGAUACAAAAGCAGGGCCCCCCUGAGCACCUUACCCAGCAGGCCUUCAUCAUUGAGUUCUUCGAUGACAACCCACGCAAAAAACGCUCACAGUCCUUCACGCACAACCCUGCCCACGCAGACUCGUACUCUGCCCUGAAGGCCAAGAUGGAGCGGCGCAAAGGCAGCGAGAGGCCGGCAUCAGUGCAUGGCCACAUCCCCCCCACCCAGCAGAUGACAGUUCCUCUGAAGGGGCAGAGCCACGGUGGACCCCAGAGGUCGAGCUCUCUAAAGAGAGAGAAGACAGAGGGGGAGGUGGCCUCAUUGAAUUCCUCUUCUCGCUCUUCCCCAGGCAUCGUCAUCAGACCCUUUGGCAGCGUCGGGAAGAAAUCCAAGCUUGCCCAGGAGUUUGCCACUGAAUUCCUGAAGGAUUCCAGUCAGCAGGACUCUUCUCCAACAAGGGACAAGAUGUCACCUCCACCCAUGUCUGCGCCGCCAGUGAUGGUGUCACCUCCUCAUGUAAGGAUUCCCUCUCCACAAGAACCUACAGCACCAUCCUCUGUCUCCUACCCCUCGUCCCCCUUACAGCCUCCAGCCAUUUUACAGUCCUCCACCCCCACUAAUGCUGGACAGACUGCCUCUCCUGUGCGCUCCUCUGGACCUCACAUGUCCUCAAUGCUCCCUCAUGGCGUCCGUGCAGGAGACAUAAAAGGUUCCCAGAGGAUGGUGAGGAAUGAGGAGGAUGACAGUCUGAGUGAUGCCGGAACCUACACCAUCGAGACAGAGUCACAGGACAAGGAGGUGGAGGAGGCUCGCAACAUGAUCGAUCAGGUGUUUGGUGUCCUCGACUCUCCAGAGUACAGUGGUGUGAACACAGGAGUGUAUAGACCUGUAAUAAAUGAUGGCAAGGAUGAACAAGCUAACCUGCCUAGUGAUGGUAGCACUGUGGACCUGUUGCAUGGCUUUAUCCCAGCUGCAAUCAGUGGCCCCCCAACAGGCCCCAUACAGGUUCCAGCUGCUCAUGUACAAGGUCUGGAAGGACCUAAGUGGGUUUCCCGCUGGGCCAGUCUGGCAGAUAGCUAUGCUGAACCUGGUUCCACUCCACCUCAAGGGGAAAGUCUAGAAGCUUUACGCUUCAUGAGCAGCUCAAUGGGAACUUACAGCCACGACAACUCUGAGUCGGAAUCAAGCCACAGCUCCAGGAUCAGAAGGCUGCUGCCCCAGGUGCCUCCAGAGAAGCUGGAUAGUGUCGCCCCGAGUAUCUUGAUUGGUCAUGAAUCUUACCAAGGCGAAGAACCUCUGGACAGAGUGUCUGGUCCUCCCCACCGACAAGAUUCCACCCAGCAUCUGUCUGUUAAGGAUGACGUAGACCCAGAUAGCCUGAGCGAUGCCAGCCGCUCAGAUGAUGGACCAGUUCUGGAAAGGACAAAGAGGAAUCAAGUCAGAUCUGGAGCUAUGUCACCAGGGGUCACUGGUCCUCAGGUUAGAGGUCAGGAGAGAGUGUCUCCAUCCAACAAAUCCACGUCCUUCUACAUUGGUUCUGAAGACCAUCCAGGCAAACCUGACCAGGCCCAGAGCCCAGUACAGUCUGAGAGGACGCGAGAGCCCCCAGCAAAAACUCCCCCUACCACAGUCCUGAUACGACACCUGAGUGGACAUGAACCCAGGAGGACAGGUGUUAAACCCAACAGCUCUGCUCCAAACCUCCAAAUACAGGACAGGGAUUCUGUCCCAACUAAAGACAAUUGCAUGUCAUCAUUUGUCCGGCAGGAGAGCUUUACCAAAGAGCGGCCCAGUGACACUGUCCAGAUGAAAAAACUUCCCCAUAUUUCCAGCCACCCAUCCAUCAGAGACAUGGAGCAAAGGAGGGAGAACAUCGAGGAAGCACAGUUGUUCCUUCAGGAGGCUGAGGGAACUUUGUCUUCUCUGGACACCAGGUUCCCCUCGUCAGGUUUUGGUCGCAGCUCAAAGAAAGGGGGUUCCUCCAGCCACAUGGAUGACUCCCUGUCUGGUGAGUCAGAUGUGGACACUGCAAGCACUGUCAGCCAAGUAAGUAGCAAAAACGCUCCGGUCAACUCAGCUUCUAAAAAGCGUCCCGCCAUUAGCAGCCUUCAGAAGGAGAAGUCAUCUUCCAGCCCAGCCAUCCAACAAAAGGGACGGCAGCUCACUGCCCGUGAACGACUUUCUGAGAAACGCCAAAGCCAGACGACUCCUAAUGUAUCAAGUAAGAGUGAUGCAGAAAAGCGCUUUCAAAUGCGUCGCAGUACAGGGAACUGUGGCUCUCUGGAUCUUUCUGAGGGCCAGCAGAGUCCUGGUACACACUGGACUGAAAGUACGUCAUCUGACCAUGAAACUUCUCGUCCAUCCAACCGUAGCAAGAAACUAAUCACCCCUCUUCAGAAAGAGGACAAUGACAAAACGGCCAAGACAGUGACUCAGCAGGUCCUGACACGUUCCAACAGCUUGUCAGCACCACGGCCGACCCGAGCCUCCAUGCUCCGCCGAGCACGACUGGGCGAGGCUUCAGACAACGAAGGUGCUGAGACUGACCGGGGAUCACAGAAUUCUGACAAUAUCACUGCACCACCCAAACUCUCUGCCGAAGGGAAGAAGAUGUCCAGACUGGACAUCUUGGCAAUGCCCCGGAAGAGGACUGGCUCCUUCACAGCUCCCAGCGACAAUGAAACAUCCUCCACAGGACGGUCUGCUUUCUCCAACCGCAACUCCGAGUCUGCUUCCACCACCAGGAAGGUAUUGGUGAGCGACGCUCGGCAGGUAGCCAGCAGACGAGGUGGAGCUCCUGGGAAGCAAACAUUGACCCACACCCGGUCCAGUGGAGCAAAGUAUCCCAGUACUGGUUCCCGUCGCAGACAGAAGGAAUCAGACUUCUCAUCCUCUGAGGAAGAAUAUGAAAUGAAUGCUGCAGCUUCGAAAGCCAAACGCUUGUCCCAUCACUCCGCCUCUGCCCAGACUCCCCGCGGCCAGCGCACAGCCGCCACUCGAUCCAAAUCUGUUUCAUUGGAAACAGAAGAGGAUGAAGACCAGAACGAGGUCGACCCUUACCAGAACUGGUCCACGCACAGCGCAGAGAUUGCCAAGCUCAGUCAGGACCUGGCUAAAGACCUCGCCAUCCUGGCGAAGGAAAUCCAUGAUGUCGCCGGGGACGGAGACUCGCCGAGUUCGGGCAUGGGCACCACCACCUCGCCCAGCUCACUGCCGAAUACACCAGCCUCCACCAUCUCUGCCAGAGAGGAGGUGGGCCUCCCGAACCACAACAACCAUCACACACACCAGAAAAUGCCACAA
Paralichthys olivaceus (Japanese flounder) is the source of this 4055-nucleotide messenger RNA. The record is from RefSeq and is a predicted model, not a curated record. Lineage: Eukaryota; Metazoa; Chordata; Actinopteri; Pleuronectiformes; Paralichthyidae.